AUGAAUGUUUGGAUCUCUUUGACCAACAAUCGUAGUGAAACGAUCAAGGGGAGUGAAAGAAGUCAACGAGUGAAGACAUCCAACAAAGAGGGUGGAAGAAAGAAAUCCCGGUUCCCGGCGCUAGACUAUUUCGGGACUGGUCAGGGCAUGACGCAAGGGAUUUCUCGCACCUCAGGCUUCCACUCUCGGGCCGCAACCACAGCAGUUUGCCCAGGAACUCAGGGUACACUGGCGCCUACUGAAUCCGAGUACCACCAGGCCUGUCGACCUGGGGUUGUACCACCAAAGGAGUCAUUAUUCUCUCUCCAGCCGCAUCACAUCCAGAUGUUUUGGACUCGUCGUAGCAAUUUGCUGCCUCGUUUCUUUGUUUGCCUGGUAAUGCCGAUCAACAACGGUCAGGAAAUUAACCCGCGACUAGUGUCCAUCGACUGCGGUGGUCUAGAUGCGCGGCCAGCCGCCGGUACUUCGGCUGACUGGGACUGUACCUCAUUUCCUUCCGAGCCGGGACUUGGACCUAGACAUGGAUCCAGCAAUCUAGCAUGGACCUUGACUCGGACCUCGACUCGGACCUAGACUCGGGCUUAGGUCACCUGUCCUCUGUAUCGCGCCAGUAUGCCAGGUCACCAAGCAGGUCAAUUCAGAACCGGCAUCUUCUGUCAGAAGGAUGGACCUGGGGCUAAGCAGAGUCAGCUUCGGAUACCAUGUCUGAUGACCUCUCCUCUAACCAACAAUGAUUUG
This is a messenger RNA of Aspergillus sclerotioniger CBS 115572, 738 nucleotides long. RefSeq lists its product as uncharacterized. The coding region runs from base 1 to 573 and encodes 190 amino acids. NCBI's taxonomy places the organism in Eukaryota, Fungi, Ascomycota, Eurotiomycetes, Eurotiales, Aspergillaceae. The transcript has a single exon. The record is from RefSeq and is a predicted model, not a curated record.